Molecule: messenger RNA, 1214 nt
Organism: Cajanus cajan (pigeon pea)
Lineage: Eukaryota; Viridiplantae; Streptophyta; Magnoliopsida; Fabales; Fabaceae
Product: orotidine 5'-phosphate decarboxylase
Source: RefSeq, a predicted model, not a curated record
GCAGAGUAAGGCAGCCAAGGAUUUAUGAUAUUAUGAGUUGAAAGCGAUCUGUGGUAGCCAUAAACCAUUCAUACAAUUCGUGGUUCCGCUGAAGCCCCGUUUCUCAGAUACUUUUCUAAAUUCUUUCUUCUCAUUUGCUAUCUCUGUUUGGUGCAUCAGCUAAGUCUAUGGUUACCCUCCACAAGGGAUCAAUAUAAUGGUUCAAACAUGCUAACGGUGUAUGCUCCUGGAGCUAUUCUAAAGUGCCAUUUAUACCAAGAUUCAGCUUCUGCUCAACAAACUUAUCCAUGCAAGAUCAAUAAUAAUGUUAAUUCGGUGAAUUGUAAUCCUAAACCUUUUGGCAGUCCUUGUAGUAAUAUAUUAUUUCAUAGUUCCUCCUUCUCUGGGAAAUGUGAUAAGCUGCAGAAGAGUCUUCAUCUAUUCCAUCAUGUUGCCACACAUAAAUGGCUAUGUGGGUUACAGGAAUCCAUUUCAUCUGAUGAUGAGUAUCGUUCUUCGCGCAACAUAGCCAUCAGCUUGUUCAGGCGAUACAGGAACUUCAUUGAUCGUGGUGGAGUUGACAACCUAAAAGAGUUCAUCACUGCUGGGGUAAAUGCUUAUGCGCUCGGAUGCACAGAUGAGGGGUUAAGGAAAGAACUUGUGGAUAUGAAGAACUCUGGGAUUGAAAUUGAAGUAAUGCAAAGUUAUGGUGGAAGCACAAGCUUGAAAUCUAAGAUCAUCUCAGAGGAGGUUGAUGAAUGCAUUCUCUGGUUAAGCAUUAUAUUCAUCACCAUCUUGUGUACGCCCCAGCCAACUAUUGUUAGAUGGUCAUCUACACCUCCGGUGUCAGAUGAAGUGCGACUUCAGUGGAAAGGCUUUUGUGCUCUUAUAGCAAAUGCAUAUUUUAUGAAGGGAAUGGCUUGGCUUCCCGUAAAGACUCUUCAACUAGAACAGACGGCUGUGAUGGGCCAAGCGGAGAAACCGUCAGUUGUUGCUAGCCGAAUGCGAUUAGUCUUUAGCACACUUGAGGUAGUGAGUCCCCAGUGGCCAAGAGCAUAGAGCAUGAGAUCAAGUUAAAUCUGUCUCCCAACAAUUUCCCAUUAAGUUGUAUCUCAUAUUUGCUAACACAUGUAGCAAUAUCGUGCCAGAGAAGACAUUAAAAAGGAAAUAGAAGAAAAAGUGAAUAGCAAUGUAGCCAUAUAAGUAUGUUCAAUGCAUCGAUAUCGACUUCUAUU